CAUUCGCUUCGAAUUAUUUGAUGUGGAAUUCGUCAGGAUACUUUAAUGGCUCCUGACUAGGGCUGAUGAUUCUUGGCAGCUACAUCAUAUUUACAUCUAUAGCCUAAUAACUUAUUGGUUUAAAAUGUUAUUUAAGUAUUCAAUGCAACAAAAAAUUGUUUACAUAUUUCACCUAAAAAUUAGGGGCCAAAAACAAAAUAAGCUCAGUGAUUUUCCAUAUUUUUCUUGUGUGUCAUCGAUGAAUUAAUGCCAUUGUAAAAAUGAAAUUCUAUAAACGGGUAUAUCUGGUGUUAAUGACCUGCUGGUCCUCAGUUGUCAUCUUCUGGUGGCUGUGGGGAGAUUUGGAUGAGGGUGGAUGUGGAAGUAUCGUUGAGACUGAAGGGUGUGUUAUUCCAUGUUUCGACCCAUUUCACGAAUCAAUGUGGGAUUUUAUCGGGUACAACUAUGAUUUGGGUUGUGACAUUAUGGAACCACUGACCUUUCAAGAUGGUUUAAGUUUGAAAGUAAACGUGGGUAUCGUUCUGAAGAAAAAAGACUUUGCCUAUUGUGAGUAUCAAGAGAUUAUACGAAACAAUGAUUGGGACGUUAGUUAUUCUGAUGAACGAUUUAGAUUUACUGGUGACGUACACAAUAUGACCGUCGAAUUCAUCCGAGUGCUUUGUUAUGACGAAAACGCUGAAAUAUUUUAUACAAAUUUCCAUGCUUUUACACCCAAUAAUAAAACCACGGUUGCCGAAUUGGAAAAGUCACUGAGGAAUCAUAAAAUUGAGAAGAAACCAAGAGAAAUAUUGAACGUUAUUAUGAUCGGAGUUGAUUCACUUUCAAGAUUAAAUCAUAUCAGACAAAUGCCCAAAAGUCGACAGUUCCUGGUUAACAACAUGGCCGCAAUAGAAUUUGUAGGUUAUACAAAGAUCGCAGAUAAUACAAUCGUCAAUAUGAUACCGAUGGUCACUGGAAAGUUUUUAGAUGAAGAAAAAAAUCGGCUAGGAAUGACUGAAAAACAUAUAUAUUUUGAUAAGUUUGGUUUUAUAUGGAAAAAUUUCUCGAGGGCUGGUUACACUACAAAAAUGGCCAAUGACGCCCCAAGGGGUGCAACAUUUCACUAUUUACAAUAUGGUUUCGAUCAGCCACCCACAGAUCAUUAUUUGCGCUCAUUUUCUUUGGCUUUAGAACAAGACCCGUCUGCAUGGCAUAAAGGCUCGGAUUGUGUAUGGAAUCGUUCAGAGACAAAACUAGUUCUGGAUUACUCCUAUGAUUUUUUGAAAACGUAUCGUAAUAGACCUCAUUUCGACUUUUCGUUUGUGUCUAGAAUGACUCAUGAUUACGUUGAAAGCGCCCGUUAUGUUGAUGAUGAUUUUCUUGAUCAUUUUAAACGACUGAAACGUGAUGGUUUGUUAGAAAACGCUAUUCUACUUUACUUCGCGGAUCACGGAAUGCGCUUUGGCCCCAUAUUGUUCCAUGAGAUGGGUCAACAUGAAUUGCGCAUGCCUAUGAUGUAUAUAGUUUUGCCGCGCUGGUUUAAAUCAAAAUAUCCAGAAAUUUACUACAAUCUUUUAAACAAUUCCAAAAAAUUAACAACAGCAUUUGAUAUUUUCGAAACAUUGAAAGAUGUGGUACAUUUUACUGGACAACCUCGUCGUAAUGUGAACUUGGAACAAAGGGGAAUAAGUCUGUUUGAUGAUAUACCGGAAGCAAGAGCUUGCGAGGACGCGGGUAUAUCGCCGCAAUGGUGUACGUGUAAAAGGGAAGAAACUGUGCUCGAACGAACAGAUCCGUUAGCUAAACGUGCAAUAGCGUCCUUAAUUUCUAUUAUAAAUUCCAGUGUAAAGGAGCAUGGAGUAUGCGAAAUAAGAAGCUUAUCGCGUGUUCGUUCAGUGAAAUAUUUCCCAAGUAAAAAUUCUCAAAAACAGUAUUUGAAAUUGUAUAUUGUUCUCUUUCCAGAAGAAGCUGAAUUCGAAGCUACUUUACGGUUAACCGAUACCGUGUUUAUUUUGGAUGGAGAAAUCAGUCGAAUAGAUAGAUAUGGCAAAACAGGUGACUGUAUCGACAUUAGAGAAUUACAGAAAUUUUGUUUCUGU
Messenger RNA from Lottia gigantea (owl limpet), 2078 nucleotides. RefSeq lists its product as hypothetical. The record is from RefSeq and is a predicted model, not a curated record. The annotation marks the transcript as partial. NCBI's taxonomy places the organism in Eukaryota, Metazoa, Mollusca, Gastropoda, Lottiidae. The transcript has 2 exons.